AAGAAGACCCCGAAGGAAUCGAAUAAAUUGUGCAUGUUUGAAAAAAUCAAAGACGGGGUUCCGAGCGAUUCCCAUAUUUCAGCAUAAUUUUGCCGUACAUUUAUACAAAAAGAGGCAUUAUGCUGAGAAUAUGCGGUGUCGCAGACCCACCUCUGAUCGUGACAGAAAAAGAAGAAGAAGAAGAAGAAGAAGAUGAAAAGAAGUCGGUAAAUUAAGAAAAAAACUAACGAACGAUUCGGUGAAAAAUACCAACACGCCACGCCGCUUCUGGAUCUCGGGCUCCUGACCGCCGAUGCAUCGUUAUCGUCAUCGUCAUUAUCGUAAUUACGCGAAAGAGUAAUGUAUGCAAAUUCUCAAGUUCUUCAAUCUCGCGUGUAACUGCAGCGCGUCUGUCUGACCAGCGAAAAUAGAAAUAGAAAAAAAAAAAAACAAUCCACUCGCCAGAAGCGAAAAAGUUUCAAAUUUAUAAAGAGGAGCUUUCAGUAUAAUCCCCGUCUCGCGCGCGUUAUGCAUACAUAUAAUAUAAUGUGCCGCUUGGUUCACAGGGCUAUCAUAAUUAGCAUGACCUCCCCAGACUUCGUCAGGGAAUAAAUUAUCCAUCGAUAACAAUAAUUUUUCUCAUUUCAUUUGGUAUCGUGUACGCGGGUACGAUCACCGUAUCGAUUAAAGGCAAAUCAAAUCGUUUUCGCUCGCAGUCUUUGUCCGACGAUUUGCGAUGCAUCAACGUCAUCCGGUUUGAGAGAAGCCUUGAGUUUUCGUCUAAUAAAAAGUAAGAAACUUAAGGGAGAUGAAGAUAGCCGUGAUCGGUGCGGGGAUCGUGGGCGUCACGACGUCCCUCGCGAUUCAGGAGGCCUUUCCCGAUCACCGGGUGACAAUUUUCGCCGAACUUUUUUCGCCGGAAACGACCGGGGACGGAAGCGCCGGACUCUGGGGCCCCUACAUCCUGGGGGACACGCCUGAAAAUCGUAUUUUACGUUGGUCCAGCGGAACGCAUCGGUGGUUGUCGGACCUCUGGAAGAAGGGAUGGGCCUCGGAUGCCGGAGUUUCGUUGAUUCCGGUGACCAGAGUGACCAGUGCGAAAGGGGGGUACCCGGAUCCGGUUUGGAAGUCGACGGUUUUCGGGGCGAGGGAGAUCGGGCCGGAUCAGCUGAAAAGAUUGAGCGAAGAGCACGGUGCCGAUUACACGGGCGGAUGGCGGUUCGUCACGUUCACCGGCGAGCCGGCGAGGCUGAUCCCCUGGGUAUUGAGGAGGUUCACGACCGGGGGCGGGAAAAUCGAGCGCAGAAAAAUCGUGGAACUCGAAGAACUGGCCCUCGAAGGCUUCGAUUUGGUCGUAAACUACGCGGGACUCGGCGCCCGAGAACUGGCGAACGAUUUUCGGGUAAAACCGGUCCGCGGACAGGUGACCAGAGUCGAGGCUCUUUGGGCCUUCAAUGUCUUCAUAUCGGACGACGACGACUCCCACUACGUUAUUCCAAACAUCGAAAGCGUCGUUCUUGGAGGCACUCAUCAGGAGGACGAUUACGACCGAGAAAUUCGUGAAGAGGACACAAAAUUCAUCCACGAGGGGUGCUUGAGAAUACUUCCCGCCUUGAGAGGUGCGAGAAUAUUGCGGCAAUGGGCGGGCCUGAGACCGGGGAGAUCCAGCGUCCGUUUGGAAAUCGAAUUUCCGAGGGGGAAAAAUGGCCGAACAUUUCCGGUGAUUCACAAUUACGGUCACGGAGGCAGCGGAGUGACAUUGUCGUGGGGUUGCGCUUCAGAAGUCGUCCAGAUAAUAAAAGAUAAUUUUUGCGUAUCAAGAAACAAUAUCGAUUCGAAAUUAUGACGCCUUUUAUGAUAAUAAAAUGACUAUCUAACUCGU
Molecule: messenger RNA, 1861 nt
Organism: Athalia rosae (coleseed sawfly)
Lineage: Eukaryota; Metazoa; Arthropoda; Insecta; Hymenoptera; Athaliidae
Gene: Daao2
Product: D-aspartate oxidase
Exons: 7
Coding region: 788-1825 (345 amino acids)
Molecular function (GO): FAD binding; D-amino-acid oxidase activity
Source: RefSeq, a predicted model, not a curated record